Daldinia loculata is the source of this 993-nucleotide messenger RNA. RefSeq lists its product as uncharacterized. The transcript has 3 exons. The record is from RefSeq and is a predicted model, not a curated record. Bases 138 to 521 code for a protein of 127 amino acids. NCBI's taxonomy places the organism in Eukaryota, Fungi, Ascomycota, Sordariomycetes, Xylariales, Hypoxylaceae.
UGUAAUUAAAUUUUUUUUUCAAAUACUACUACAUAUUCACCUGUGGAAAGUUCAAUAUUCUAGUUAAUACUAUAUUCAUUAGAUUAAAAAAAAAAACUUUACCCAUCUUAUUGCAAUAUUAAAUAAGAUAAGAUACAAUGUCUUCCAGCGGUGAUGAGCAGCAACAGCAGCCUCAGAGGCGGCAGACGGUGACUCAGGAGACGGACCACUCGGACAUUUCAGACCAGGUAUCUGAAACAUCGCGACCGCCUCGCACUCGUCGCCGUAACCGACGUCGCCCCGGGUCGGUGCAACCCCUCCAACAGCAAGAUGAUCAGCAGAUGCUUCAACAGAGGCAGCAGCAACAGAUGAUGCAGCAACAGCAACAGCAACAACAGCAGAUGAUGCAGCAGCAGCCGCAAGGUGGCAAUGAGAGCAAGUCGGACACCCUCAAGCUCCGUCUCGACCUUAACCUCGAGGUAGAGGUAACGCUCAAGGCUCGUAUCCACGGCGAUCUGACCUUGGCAUUGAGGGACACUUGAGAAUAUCCGAAAACAACACGGCACGAAUAUUAUGAUGUUUAAUGAGGAAGUUCCAUAUGAUGAACGGGAGAGAGAUGUCUUUCCACAAGAAUGAAACUAGAAAGAGAUGGUGCUGUCGAAUUGAUAAUAAUGUUAGAGGCACCUGGAACAUGGGUUGCGUGAUUUCUAUCCUUCGUGUAGCAAAAAGGUAUAUCUGUUGCGGUUGAAAUUAGGAGGUUGGCAUGAUGAUUUGGAAUAGCAACCUCAUUACUAUAUGAUGAAGUUAUCUUAAACCAUCUUUUCCAUUUUUACUUGGAUUUCCGAAGCUUCUUCGUCCGCCUUUCUCUCACGCUGGAUAGUAAUGUGAUACCAGGCGUAGACCGUGAUCGCAGUGAGCCCGAUCGCGAGUGUGGCAAACAGCCAGAUGUACUUGGACACAACAGAGCCCCCAUCUUGGGCAUUCCAGUCAAACAUAUCCAUCGAGAAUAUACUC